CUUCUCACAGCAGCCAUGAGUAGGAAUGCUGAUGAUCAUCUGAUCAAAGAUGCCCUGGAGCAGCUGAGAUGUCACUUCACAUGGCAGCUGUUCAUUGAUGAUGCUGAAAUACGUGAGUUAGAAAGCAGCAUCUCAGAAGAGGUUCAAUUGCAACCCGAAUACAGUGAGGGACUACACAACCUACUGGGCUACAUGCAACAUCUACAGGGCAGGAAUGACGAUGCCCUGGAUAGUUUGAACAACGCUAGAGAGUCACUCAAGAGAGAGCACAUUGACCAAUCAGAUGUGAGAUGCCUGGUGACCUGGGGCAACUAUGCCUGGGUCUAUUACCACAUGCGCAGAUGGGAAGACACACAGAAGUACCUGGACAAGGUGCAGGAGAUUUGCAACAGGUUUGAAGAUUCUUCCCGCUAUAGAGUGGAGUGUCCUGAGAUGGACUGUGUGGAAGGAUGGGCCUUGCUGAAGUGUGGAAGAAAAAAUUAUGAAUGGGCCAAGGCCUGCUUUCAAAGGGCUCUGGAAGUGGACCCUGAAAACCCUGAAUUCAACAAAGGCUAUGCAAUUGCCGCCUACCGCCUGGAUCACGCAGCCAAAGAACUAAACAAUAUCAGUGAGGCCUUCUCCCUUCCUCCCCUCAGAAAGGCCAUCAGCCUCAACCCACAAGAUGGGUACCUGAAAGCUCUCCUUGCUCUGAAGCUGCAGGAUAUGGGAGAGGCAGCAGAAGGAAAGCACCUUAAAGAAGCUCUGAGCCAGGGGUCCUCACAGACCUACGUGUUCCGGUAUGCAGCCAAGUUUUACCGCAGACAGCGUCGUCCAAAUGAAGCUCUGAGGUAUUUAGAAGAGGCCUUGAACGCAACACCCAACUCUGCCUCUCUUCAUCACCAGAUGGGACUUUGUUAUAGGGAUCAAAUGAUCCAAAUAAAGAAGUCUACCAACUGGCAGCCUCAAGUCCAGAGCAGAAGAGAUGUGGACAGAUUGAUUCAAUUAGCUAUAGACAAAUUUCAAACGGCUACAACACUAAAGCCCACGUUUGAAAUGGCUUAUGUUGACCUCGCUGAAAUGUAUGCAGAAAUAGGCCAGUACGGAGAGGCUGAGGAACUUUUUCAGAUAGCACUAAGCAUCAGAAACAUCGAGGAUCACAUCCUGCAAGACAUUCAUUACCACUAUGGCCAAUUUCAACAGUAUCAUAGGAAAUCUGAAGACAAAGCAAUCACUCAGUAUUUAACAGGCUUAAGAAUAGAAAAGAUGUCCUAUGCCAGGGAAAAACUCCUCAAGGCUUUACAGAAAGUGGCAGAAAGAUGGGAUAGGCAAGAGGUACGAGUUGUGGAAGCCAAAAGCCUCCUUGGGCUCAUUCACAAAUUGAGAGGAGAGCUGAUGGAGGCCCUGCUGUGUUAUGAGGAGGCUCUGAGGCUGGCUGCUGACCUCAAUGCCAUGUUCUGAAAUGG
This is a messenger RNA of Ochotona curzoniae (black-lipped pika), 1442 nucleotides long. RefSeq names its product interferon-induced protein with tetratricopeptide repeats 1B-like. The record is from RefSeq and is a predicted model, not a curated record. Gene Ontology annotation, cellular component: cytosol. Gene Ontology annotation, molecular function: RNA binding; protein binding. Gene Ontology annotation, biological process: defense response to virus. Lineage: Eukaryota; Metazoa; Chordata; Mammalia; Lagomorpha; Ochotonidae.